Taeniopygia guttata (zebra finch) is the source of this 4188-nucleotide messenger RNA. RefSeq names its product epithelial cell transforming 2 (gene ECT2). Gene Ontology annotation, molecular function: guanyl-nucleotide exchange factor activity; GTPase activator activity. Gene Ontology annotation, cellular component: cell cortex; nucleus. NCBI's taxonomy places the organism in Eukaryota, Metazoa, Chordata, Aves, Passeriformes, Estrildidae. The record is from RefSeq and is a predicted model, not a curated record. Gene Ontology annotation, biological process: nervous system development; regulation of cytokinesis, actomyosin contractile ring assembly; intracellular signal transduction.
GGGCGGCUUACAGAGGGGCGGUGGGGCCGGCAGCCAAUGGGCGGCGGUGUGAGUGCGGCGGCUCGGUUUUUGAAUUGGCGGCGGCCGCUGAUGGCGGCGGGCGGCACCGGCGCUGUUGAAGAAAGAAACGAAGCAUAAUCAUGGCUGACAGCAGUACUCUGGUGUCUGAAACCGGGAGGAGCCUCUUGGCUGAUUCUUCUGUUCUUGAUUCAAAAAUUAUAGAAACUUCCAAAGAGAAUGUAUUCCGUGCAACUGUUCUGGAUGUUGAAGCAGAAGAAAUGCCUCAAAUAGAAACAAGAGUGGUUUUGGUUCAGGAAGCAGGGAAACGUGAGGAGCUUCUGAAAGCCUUGGAGACCAUUAAGAUAAUGGAAGUACCUGUUAUAAAGAUAAAGGAAAGUAGUCCUGAUAAAUCAGAAGAAAAACUAAUAAAAAGUAUUAUUCAUAUGGAAAUUAAAACACCCUACAUAAAGACAGACUCGAUAGAAGAGCUUGGAGAUUCUGAUUCCCCGGAAUUUGAGACGAUCUUUGUCGUGUCCGACUUCCAAGCUCCCGUCUUCAGCAACCUCUGCAAGGCGGAUUGCCGGGUCAUCGGGCCGCCAGUCCUGCUGCACUGUGCGCGGAAAGGAGAGCCUUUACCUUUCUCCUGCCGUCCACUGUACUGUGCAAGUAUGUUGAACUUGGUACUGUGCUUUACAGGAUUCAGAAAGAAAGAUGAAUUAGUUAAACUUGUGACCUUGGUUCAUCAUAUGGGUGGAAUUAUUCGAAGGGACUUUAGCUCAAAAGUUACUCAUCUGGUGGCAAACUCAACACAUGGAGACAAAUUCAGAAUUGCUGUAAGUCUUGGUAUUCCUAUCGUGAAAGCUGAGUGGAUUUAUAAGGCAUGGGAGAAAAGGAAUGAAAUUGAUUUCUGUCCAGCUGAUGAUGAUUUCAGAAACCAGUUCAAGGUUCCUCCCUUUCAGGAUUGCAUGUUAAGUUUCCUGGGAUUCUCUGAUGAUGAGAAAGCUAACAUGGAAGAAAUGACAGAAAUGCAAGGAGGACACUAUUUACCAGUUGGUGAUGAAAGGUGUACACACUUGGUGGUUGAAGAAAGUACAGUAAAAGAUCUUCCAUUUGAACCUUUGAAAAAACUUUAUGUUGUAAAGCAAGAGUGGUUUUGGGGAAGCAUUCAAAUGGAUGCCAGAGCUGGAGAGUCCAUGUAUUUAUUUGAGAAGUCAGAGAGUCCUGACUUCAAGAAGUCGGUGUCGCUGCUUUCCCUGAGCACUCCCAACAGCAACCGCAAACGGCGCCGCUUGAAAGAGACUCUGGCCCAGCUGACCAGGGAAACAGACAUGUCCCCGUUCCCUCCGCGGAAACGCCCCUCAGCUGAACAUUCCCUCUCUAUUGGCUCCUUGCUGGAUAUCUCCAACACUCCAGAGUCAAGCACUGCCAAUGGAGAAACACCAAAAUCCUGUGCAAGACCUUCCAAAAACUCGACUCCUCUUCCCCUCAAGCAGUCUGCAAGAUGGCAGGUUGCAAAGGAAUUGUAUCAGACAGAAAGUAACUAUGUUGAUAUUCUGACAACAAUUAUUCAGCUGUUUCAAGUUCCAUUGGAGAAGGAAGGACAGCUUGGGGGACCAAUCCUUGCACCAGAAGAGAUCAAGACCAUAUUUGGCAGCAUUCCAGAUAUUCUUGAUGUGCACACUAGAAUCAAGGAAGACCUGGAAGAUCUUAUGAUAAAUUGGACUGAAAGCAAAAGUAUUGGUGAUAUCAUUCUCAAAUAUUCAAAAGACUUGUUGAAAACAUACCCUCCGUUUGUGAAUUUCUUUGAAAUGAGCAAGGAGACGAUUACAAGAUGUGAAAAGCAGAAACCAAGGUUUCAUGCCUUCCUAAAGAUAAAUCAAGCUAAACCUGAAUGUGGUCGCCAAAGCCUCGCUGAGCUCCUUAUCCGUCCUGUUCAAAGGCUGCCCAGUGUUGCCCUACUACUAAAUGAUAUUAAGAAACAUACAGCAGAAGAGAACCCAGAUAAAAUAACUCUAGAGAGAGCCAUUGAAUCAUUAAAGGAGGUGAUGACACACAUUAAUGAAGACAAAAGAAAAACAGAGGCACAAAGGCAGUUCUUUGACGUUGUCUAUGAAGUGGAUGGAUGUCCAGCCAAUCUCCUGUCCUCCCACCGCAGCCUGGUGCAGCGUCUGGAAACUGUAGCACUUGGGGAUGACCUCUGUGACAGGGGAGAGCAGGUCACGCUCUUUCUGUUCAAUGAUUGCCUAGAGAUUGCAAGGAAACGGCAUAAAGUUAUUGGAGCUUUCAAGAGUCCCCAUGGCCACACAAGGCCUCCUGCAUCUCUCAAGCAUGUUGUUCUCAUGCCUCUCUCCCAGAUCAAGAAAGUCUUGGACAUCAGGGAGACAGAAGAUUGCCAGAAAGCUUUUGCCUUAGUUGUGAGGCCACCUACAGAACUCAACAACAAGCUGCUCAGUUUCCAGAUGACAACUGAAGACCCUUGCAAGGAGGACUGGCUGAAGAUGCUGUGUCGGCACGUGGCCAACACCAUCUGUAAAGCAGAUGCAGAAAAUCUCAUUUAUAUUGCUGAUCCUGAUUCAGUUGAAGUAAAUACUAAAGAUAUGGACAGUACUUUAAGCAGAGCAUCCAGGGCAAUAAAGAAAACAUCAAAAAAGGUCACAAGAGCCUUUUCUUUCUCCAAAACCCCCAAGCGAGCGCUCCGCAGGGCUCUGAUGUCUCACAGCGCCACGGAAGGGCGGAGCCCCAGCUCUAACGAGAGUUUCAUCGGCAGCCGCCUGACCAGCACCUCCUCCCUCGCGGGUGUUCCUUCUCCUUCCUUGGUCAGCCUUCCCUCGAUCUUCGAAAGGAGGAGUCACACAUUAAGCCGAUCAACAACCCACUUGAUAUGAGGCAGGUCGGAAGACUCUGCUCUGUGGCAGUGACUGACAGGCAGGUGGCUGGGCAGUGACCUGUGACUGACAUUAGUGGUACCUUAGUCAUUAGCACUUAGCAAUGAUUAGCAAAAUGUUAGAUGACACUAAGUUAAUCACAAGGGGGGUUUAGUUGUGUUGAAGCAGACCAGCCAAUCAGUGGAAUAAGUAACUUGGCCUUCAUUGAAACACAGGAUUCCCUUGUACAGAUUUAUUUCCUUACCAGCAUAACUGAAAGAUUUUCUUCUAUGGAAAUUGUCCCCUCCAGGCAAUAAACUGAUUUGUCAGAUCUUGAAAUUAAGAUGAUGAUCACAUAAUUUACUGCUAGUUUGGAUGACUCUUAUGCUUGCCUAACUUCAUCUACUGGUAGAGCACUGUAAUGUUUGAAUUGUGGAUUUCUUAAAUAGAGAUACAUUAUGAAAUACCUGACCUUUCAAGUAUGACAGUUAACCUGUUGUACAGCUGCUUAUUCCAGAUAUUUUAUAAAUGUAGUUGUUUAUAAUUAAAUAGAAUUGAGUUUUGUGAUUAUGAUCUCCUGCAGCCUCACUGUAAACACAGUGGUAUGAGGAGCUUUGACCACCAAAAAUGAUCAAUUGAAUUCUUCAUCUUGCUUUGAAAUGGAAGUCUGAGGUAAAGAAUUACACUCCUUUUAAGUAGGAGUUGUUCAAAGUAGGUUUUUUUAAGUAGGGUUGUUAAAAAAACCAAACCCCCACACUCUCCCCAUACUUGGUUAACAAAUAAUUAUUUAAUGCAUGGGAUUAUUAUCAAUGGGUGUGACAUUAGAACUUCAGGGUCCAAUUUUGAUGUGUCAAAUUUCAGUGUACAACUCCUAAGGCUUUUAGGCUUUCUCAUGUAUUUAUGUCUUCCUUUAAAACUAUGUUCACUCCUGUCAUCUCUGAACAGUUUGUACCCUGCAAUGCACAAACUAUCUGAAUAUGUAAAUUUCUGCAUUUCAUUAACAGUUCAACUGUUGGUAUUAGCAGGAGUUCGCAACUUCUGGUUUCUAUUUAACCACCUGUGUUUUGUCUUGUAUCUAUAUGUAACUAGUGAUGCUUUUGAAUGUGUCAGACUGCACUGUUUUUUAUGUAUCUUUUUGCCAAUCUGAGCAAUGUAAAUAAACUGUUUAAAAUAACAGUGCUUCUGGCUUUGCUAAACAAGCUUUUAUGGAAGUUUACUUUUUUAUGUGGGGAAAAAAAAAGCAUUGUUGAGUUCCAGCCUACAACUGUACUCUGAUUAUCUAUAUAGUUAUUCCUAAUAAAGUAUACCACUUGAUAGGCCUGAA